Messenger RNA from Prosopis cineraria, 693 nucleotides. Its product is annotated as la-related protein 1C-like. The transcript has a single exon. The record is from RefSeq and is a predicted model, not a curated record. Bases 1 to 693 code for a protein of 230 amino acids. Gene Ontology annotation, molecular function: RNA binding. Lineage: Eukaryota; Viridiplantae; Streptophyta; Magnoliopsida; Fabales; Fabaceae.
AUGUCUUUAUCUCGUCGUAGUACAUCACAUGUUCCUCACCGUGUUCAUCAUGGCACUCAGCCUCUAGCUUCAAAUCAUUCUCAUCCCAAUAAUUUUUGUAAUGUUGAUCCAAAUUUCUGUGAUCUUUCUUAUAAUAAUUUUGUUAACAACCAUCCUCUUCCCAUCAUGCCGCCAUGUUAUGAAUAUCCUCACACGGGAAAUUUUCCUAUUAUUCCUUCUGUACCUCCUCAUCAACGACCUAAUCAUAAUUAUUAUCCGAUCACUCCUUGUCAUUAUUUUGUUCCUCAAUUCCCUCAAACAUUAGUAUGUUCGAGUGUUCAAAGACCACUACCACCAGAAGACCUAGAGUUGUACCCUAAGAUUGUGAAGCAGAUAGAGUACUAUUUUAGUAAACAAAAUCUAGUGGGAGACAUAUUCUUGAGGAAGAAGAUGGAUAGACAAGGUUGGGUUGAUGUGUUCGUGAUCGCUGAAUUCAGAAGAAUGAAACAGUUGACUCAAAAUGUACAUCAUAUAUUGGAAGCACUUGCUACUUCUGAUCUUGUGCAAGUAAAAGGUUACAAGAUGAGAGUGCGAUACAACUGGAAGAAAUGGAUCCUUCCUCCAAAUUAUCUUAGUAAUGGCGUUGAAGAGCUGACCCAACAAGUCCAGAGGAUCUCCAUAGGAAAUACUACCAACAAUGACCAACAAGAUUAA